This is a messenger RNA of Sciurus carolinensis (gray squirrel), 1701 nucleotides long. It is a transcript of the gene Mrpl54, whose product is annotated as mitochondrial ribosomal protein L54. The record is from RefSeq and is a predicted model, not a curated record. The transcript has 3 exons. Bases 43 to 459 code for a protein of 138 amino acids. Gene Ontology annotation, cellular component: mitochondrial large ribosomal subunit. Gene Ontology annotation, molecular function: structural constituent of ribosome. Lineage: Eukaryota; Metazoa; Chordata; Mammalia; Rodentia; Sciuridae.
GGCUGACGUCUCCCGGAAACGUGCAAGCAUUCGUCACACGUCAUGGCGGCUCGACGCCUCUUCGGGGCUUCUCGUGCGUGGGCCCGCUGGAAAACCCGGGAGAUCCUAGACUCUGCCUCUCCUGGAAGACUCUUGGUUCGGGAUUAUGCCAAAAAACCGAUCAUGAAGGGGGUUAAAGGCGGGAAAGGCAGCGUGGUCAGCGAGGCCCUGAAGGACCCGGAAGUGUGUACCGACCCGGUCCGGCUCACCACGCACGCCAUGGGCGUCAACAUCUACAAGGAAGGCCAGGAUGUGGCCCUGAAGCCGGACGCCGAGUACCCUGAGUGGCUGUUCCAGAUGAACGUGGGCCCCCCAAAGAAGCUGGAUGAGCUGGACCCCGAGACCCCGGAGUACUGGCGGCUGCUGCGGAAGCUCAACAUUUGGCGCCACAACCGACUGAGCAGGAGCAGGAAGUUCUAGCUGGGCGCUGGGGGCUCCAGGCUCCAGGAGGAAGGCUUCUCCAGGCCCCAGGCCCCCGGUGCGCUCUGACACCGGCAGGCGGGAGCACCCCCACACCCCAACUGGGCUUCUCCUCCCGCUUCCCCAGCCUCAGCGGGCUGCUGGAUUUCCUAACCUUGGCCUAGCGGUCUCAACUCCGGACGUGGACAGGGAGGUGGUCCCGACUGAGCCUCGACCUGAGCCUCUGGAGGCAGAAGAGCCUUAGUGAGCGUCAGGAACAGAAAGGUCCAAGGCUCGCUGUCUGGCUUUGGGGUCCAGAUGUGUGGCUCUGUCUGUCCCCGUUCUUUAUCCUCCCAGUGGGUGGCACUCAGGGCAGCCUAGCCCCAGGCUUCCCGGCCAACACCGCCACUCAUCGAGUGGAACUGGGGGUGGACUUCCAGGGCCAGUCAGCUAGGCUCAGAGACCUGGUCCUCCCUUCUAGCUCCAGGUCCUCCACUGCUCUGUCCUGCUGGAGCCCAGGGCUCAGCCUCCCUCUCGGCCCUCCCCAGCUGCAUCAUGAGCCUGAUAUGCAGCCCAGGGGGGAACCCAGCUCCUGCAUCCUGUUACCCAGCCCAGCUGUGAGGGGGGACCCAGGAGCCAGACCCAAGCACAUCAGAUUGCAGGGGUGUAGGGGCAGUGUCCAGUUAGGGCCAGUGGGGGCCUCUUGGAGAACCUGCCCCACCCAGAACCAUUGAUGGUCAGGACCAUGGGCCCGGCCUCAGGUGCUCGCUGUGUGUAUGUGGGUGGGGGUGCAUUGGGCUGGGCCUGUCCCCUCCAGGUCCCUCUGGUUGCUGACCCUGCAAGAGCUCCUCCGACUAACUGCCCUGUCCCAGGGAGGCGGGAGCCCUCAUCCUCUUAGCAGACUGCAGAGCAGAUUACCAGGCGCUGCCCCUGCUGGGCAGACGGUGCCCAGGUUCUCAGGGUUGUGCCUGCCCUGUGUCCAAGCCUAUGGUGGUUCUAAGUAAAAGCCAAAGUUACAGUGGACACCAGGCCCUGCCUGCCUGCCUGGCCACUUCCCGUACCCCUCCUUCCACUGCUCCAGCCACAGGGGCCCCCUGCUGAGCCUUCAGGACACCAGGACACCUGUCCCAGGGCCUUUGCACAGGUCUGCCCGAUGCCCAGAGUGCUUUUCUCCCGGAUUACUCCAUGGCUGCUCCUCCCCUCCUGCCCAGAUCACCCCAUUAAAGUUGCCGUAUGCCACAGUCACCUGGUUUCUCUCCAGCA